Molecule: messenger RNA, 657 nt
Organism: Tetrahymena thermophila SB210
Lineage: Eukaryota; Ciliophora; Oligohymenophorea; Hymenostomatida; Tetrahymenidae
Product: transmembrane protein, putative
Exons: 4
Source: RefSeq, a predicted model, not a curated record
AUAGUUUUUGAUUACUAUAUUUUGAAAAACAUAUACCAGUUAAAAGCAAUAAUAUCUUUCAAUAAAUUAAGAAAUAUGAGAAUCACUUUAAUUUUUAUUAUUGCACUUUCUUUAAUAUUUACUUCUUCAUUAGGAGCUAGAAGCUAUAAAAAGAAAGAUGAUUAACCAACUGCAACUAAUAGUACAGCAUCUGCAAACGAAAAUAAAUCUUCUGAAAGUAGUUCAUAGGAUGAUUCUGAAGAAAACAAUAUUUAAGAUAAUAUUGGAUAAGCAAGAUAAGAUGGGACUAAAGCUGUUGGAGAUGUCUUUGGAAAUGUAGGUGAUUCUGUUGGAAAUUUAGGUUAAGCAGGCAAUUAGUUAGGUUAGGGUAUUAAUAAUGUUGCUAAUGAUCUUGGUCAGACUAGUAGCAGUAUUGGCGAAGUAGUUUAAGAUCAAGUUGAUGAAACUUAAUCAUAUUUAAAUGGAGAGACUGAAAAUGAUAAUAAUCUAGAGUAAACAAAGCAUGAAAAAGAAGGAAAUAAGCAUCAUAAAAAAGAUAAAUAAAAUAAAAAAGAAAUUAAUAAACUAAUUAUGAAGAAUAAUGAUAGCAAAUAUGGAGCUAAAACUAAAAUAGGCAGAUAAAAUAGUAGAAAAUAUAAGCAAGAUAAAUAAUUAUGA